AUGCUGCUACCUGUCCUUUUUUUCGUUGUUUGCUUCACCUGCCUGGCACUUGUCUGCUCUGCCUUUUACCCGGCUGCCCUUCCUUUGGCCGUUCGCUCCCCAUACUUCCAAUGCUACUUCGACACCCGCAACGGUAGCAGGGUUACUUACCAACGUCCCCAGUAUUGGAAUGAUAGAGUUUUGGUUUGGAGUGGAUGGAUUCGCAUCGACAACUCGACUUUCAGAUUGUGGGGAAACUACGGUGCAUCUAUUGCGAAUUUGACUGGUUUCGAGGUCACUCCUACUCGCACCAUUUUCUCCGUACAGGCCAAUACAACGAAUGUGAAUGUGACAUUUUUGAGUCCAAUAGAACCAUCAAAUUUAGUUCUUCAGUCACUGCCAUUUUCCUAUGUUUAUAUCGAUGUCGAGUCAAACGACGGACAAGAGCAUUCAAUCCAGCUCUAUACGGAUAUUAACGCCGGCGCACUACUAUCUUUGCUUACCCCGUGCUAUGUAGAAUGGAUAUCUAAUGAUUCCAAUUCUUUUGCAGCGUGGAGAACCACUAGAACAGAUUUUUCGACGAUCCAUCAAGCUGCUCGACAGGCACCUCAAACUAUGCAAGAGAUAAAUAAUAUAGCUGAAGACGCAACGGUAUACUAUGCAUUUCCUAUAAGCAACGACGCAACGUAUGAGACCGGCGGUUAUAAUGAUGUUGGUGAUGAUUUUAUGAGAAAUGGUACUUUGUUUGACAGCGAAGACAACAAUUUCCGUCGAAUCGAAGACAACUUCCCUGUGCUUGGUCAUGCCGUUAAUCUGAAAAACAUUACUAGGACAACUUCGUCAGUUGUCUGGGCAAUAGGGCUUGUCCGUGACCCAGUAAUUCGCUUUGACUCGACAAGUGCAAAUAACAGCCGCAGUUCAUACUUUUGGACUACAUACAAUACGGUCAGCGAUGCGAUCGAUUUCUUCCUUAGUGAUUUCUCCAACGCUAAGCAAAGAGCUAUUGACCUCGAUAUGAAAGUCAUGUACGACGCGCGCCAGAUCUCUGACAAUUACGCGGAUCUUGUUGCACUCGCUGCACGUCAAGCCUUGGCCAUAGAUAUCACAGUGUCCCAAGACAAUGGACAAUGGAAUAGAUCGGAUGUUAUGGCUUUCAUGAGAGACAUGGAUAAUUUGCCGUCACGUCGCGUCAAUGCUGUUGAGAUACUAUAUGCAACCUUCCCUUCCUAUCUCUAUUUUAAUUCAACAUGGGCCGGAUAUCUCCUUGAGCCGCUGCUUCGAUAUCAACAGUCUUCACAGUAUACUAAAACUUAUGCGGCCCCAGAUCUCGGCCAGUCGUAUCCAAUUGCCGAGGGAAAUAAUGGUCCAUCAUCAUUCAGAGCCAUUGAAGAUUCUGGAAACAUGCUCAUCAUGGGCUGGGCUCAUGCCAGGUUCUCUGGCGAUGGUUCAGUGAUAUCACGAUACUAUGAUCUGUAUAAGCAAUGGGCAAACUACCUAGUUAAUUUCACGUUGAGUUCGAACAACUAUAUGGAUGCAGAUGAGCUAAACUACGUGAACAUGACCAACUUAGCCGUCAAGGGUAUCAUUGGCAUCAAGGCCAUGUCAGAGAUCAGUCAAGCGCUAGGAAACAGCCAAGAUGCUGAAACAUACUUGUCCACAGCCGAAUCGUACGUUAAGCAAUGGCAGACCUUGGCAGGCUCAACAGGCCACCUCCUCUCUACCUACGGAGCCACAGCCGAUUCAUCAUCUUGGUCUCUUGUAUAUAAUCUUUUUGCGGACAAGUUGUUAGGAACAGUGCUUGUCGACUCCAUUGUCAUUCAUCGUUUCUCAUUCGUUUUGUUGCGUCUCAGUUGGGGUCAAGCCGCUAGAUAUGGGAUACAGUAUGACAGUAGUGUUACCAACGAAGCCAAAACUCACUGGACGAUGUUCGCUGCUGGAGCUUCAAGCGAUACCACCGUGCGGAAUACCCUUGUAUCACUAGUUCACGCGAAAGUGGGAUCAAAUACUUCUGGCGUCUUUCCCUUGAUUUACAAUCCUAAUAAUGGGAGCACGAUUGGUGGUCGGGCUAGGUACAUAACACUCAUCUUCGCAAAGCCGAGACACUAA
This is a messenger RNA of Desarmillaria tabescens, 2085 nucleotides long. RefSeq lists its product as uncharacterized. Gene Ontology annotation, biological process: carbohydrate metabolic process. The coding region runs from base 1 to 2085 and encodes 694 amino acids. The record is from RefSeq and is a predicted model, not a curated record. The transcript is spliced from 15 exons. NCBI's taxonomy places the organism in Eukaryota, Fungi, Basidiomycota, Agaricomycetes, Agaricales, Physalacriaceae.